AAGAAAGAGAGAAAUGAGCACUAGAAUUCAAAGUCAAUAAGGGAAAGCUCUGCCCUUCUUGGUAAUAGGCGUCCAUUUCCUCUUCCUUUUUUGCGAUUUCUUUCUUUUCCCACCGCGUGGACUUACCCCAACUCAACUACAACAACGGUUACACACAAAAAUAAACUUCAUCGAUUCCUUCUUCAUUACAACCUUCUUUCUUUUUGCUCCUUUUCUUCCCAAUACAGUGAUUCUUUCUGAGUUUUCUCUUUCCAGGACUGAUUUUCUCAAUAAUUCACCUUCUGGGGUUGUUCUCUUUUCUCGUUUUCUUCAAUUUUCGACCACUUUUGGAUCGUUUGGUGGAUUCUGCUGUUUUUGCUUUCCCUUUUGUUGUGGGGAUUAUUUAUUUUUUUUGGCAGAGAAAUUUGGAUUUUCUCUUCCUGUAUUGAGGUGGAUGAUUCUUGAAGAGGGAAAGAAGGUGAAGUGGGAAGAAUAAAUUGUAUGGAUAACUUAUGCUGCUUCAAUUCCGUCUAUUCUCAGUUUGUAGGAGGGCGUUCGUCAUGUAGCUCUGGAAAGGGCAGGGGCAAUAUAUGCCCUGCCAGGUAUGGGUUUAGCCUAGUAAAAGGCAAGGCAAAUCAUCCAAUGGAGGAUUAUCAUGUCGCUCAAUUUAUUACCGUGCAUGGCCGCGAGCUAGGUCUUUUUGCUAUAUAUGAUGGACAUUUAGGAGACAGCGUGCCCGCCUAUCUACAGAAGCAUCUAUUUCCUAAUAUACUGAAGGAUGAGGAAUUCUGGUCGAAUCCUCGUAGCUCUAUCUUUAAGGCUUACGAGAAGACAGACCAAGCAAUACUCUCACACAGUCCUGACUUAGGAAGAGGUGGAUCCACUGCUGUCACUGCAAUUUUGAUUAACGGUCAGAAAUUAUGGGUGGCUAAUGUUGGAGAUUCACGGGCAGUCCUUUCAAGAAAAGGGCAGGAAUUGCAAAUGUCUGUUGAUCACGAGCCAAACACUGAGCGAGAAAGUAUUGAGGAUAGAGGAGGCUUUGUCUCUAACAUGCCAGGAGAUGUUGCAAGGGUGAAUGGUCAGCUUGCAGUUUCUCGAGCAUUCGGCGACAAGAACCUCAAGACACACUUGCGAUCUGAUCCUGACAUAAGGAAUGCCAAUGUUGACUCUGACACUGAGCUUCUGAUCUUAGCAAGUGAUGGUCUAUGGAAGGUGAUGACAAAUCAAGAAGCCGUGGAUAUAGCAAGAAAAACCAAGGAUCCCCAUAGAGCAGCAAAGCAAUUAGCAGCAGAAGCACUGAAAAGGGAAAGCAAAGAUGAUAUCUCAAUCAUCGUAGUUCGUUUCAAAGGGUAAAACUCGUGUUGAGCUGAAGUUUGUUACAACAUUACUUAUGUAUUAGGGGUGUUAUGAAAUCCAUGGUAUUCAACUCCACAAUCUUUGAGCCAUCCCCAGUACGAAGAAUCUAAAGAAAAACCCGCAUAAAUUUCGAUAUGUCUUCAAAAAUAUGUUUAAUCUCCCUGUUCUUCCCUGCAGAAAGAUUAACAAAAAAAGGCAUCUGUGUAGUAUAAUAUGAUGUUCUUGCUCUAAAUUGGUGCAGUUUGAUCUUUUUACAUGAUUUCUUUUCUUCUUUAUCUGUAGAUCCAUGUAUACCUUCAUUUUUCUUUAACUUUUUGUGAACUUGUGAAACAGUUUGGAAGUGUAGGUUUGGCCUUUAGGUCUCUAUGAAACAGCUGCAUGAGAUAUAUGCAACUAUUUGUAAUAGAUUGAUAAGCUUUUUGGUUGAUAUA
Molecule: messenger RNA, 1766 nt
Organism: Cucumis sativus (cucumber)
Lineage: Eukaryota; Viridiplantae; Streptophyta; Magnoliopsida; Cucurbitales; Cucurbitaceae
Product: probable protein phosphatase 2C 9
Exons: 6
Coding region: 481-1332 (283 amino acids)
Biological process (GO): protein dephosphorylation
Cellular component (GO): cytosol; nucleus
Molecular function (GO): protein serine/threonine phosphatase activity
Source: RefSeq, a predicted model, not a curated record